GUUGAAAUGAAUGAAUAAUGACACCAUGACCAGGAAUAUAUAUCAUUUUAUUCAUAGUCGUUAAUAAGCACAUUCCUUUACUUUCUGUCUUUCUCAUUUGAGCUGAAACAUCACCAUCAAGCAUUAUAUACAUAUAUAUAUAUAAUGGCUAAAGAAUAUGGAAUGCUUGAAAAUAUAGCAAGCUUAGAAGGUCAUGAUGGUUCAGUGUGGUGUGUUGCAUGGAAUCCCUCGGGGAGUCUCUUGUCUAGCUGUGGUUCGGAUAAGAAGAUUAGGCAAAAUUUGGGGAAAGGAGGACAAAGAAUGGAUUUGUAAGACAAUCCUGACAGAUGCCCAUGAGCGCACAAUCAGAUCAGUCAGUUGGUCUCCUUGUGGUCAUUUCCUUGCAUCCACCAGUUUUGAUGCUACAACAUGUGUUUGGAGGAAAAAUGAGAAGGAAUUUGACUGCAUAGCAACCCUUGAAGGCCAUGAAAAUGAAGUAAAAGCUGUAUCGUGGUCCCGAAAUGGACAACUUCUUGCUACCUGUGGUAGAGAUAAAAGUGUGUGGAUUUGGGAAGUUCAAGAUGAUGGUGAAGAGUAUGAAUGUGCCAGUGUUUUAAAUUCUCAUUCACAAGAUGUGAAAUGUGUUCGGUGGCAUCCGGAGAAAGAGUUACUGGCGUCUUGUAGUUAUGAUGAUACAAUCAAACUCUAUUGUGAAGAUGACGAUGAUUGGGUAUGUUUUGAUACAUUGGAAGGUCAUAAAUCAACUGUGUGGUCUUUAAGUUUUGAUAAAAGAGGAGAUCGUUUAGUUUCAUGUAGUGAUGAUAAAACAGUGAAAAUUUGGAAAUCAUAUCCACCUAACAAUAAAGAAGGUAUUCAUACUAAUGGUAAAGAUCCAAAAUGGAAAUGUGUUUGUACAUUGACAGGAUAUCAUGAAAGAACUAUAUAUGAUGUUGACUGGUCCCAUGGAUCCAGAGAACUGAUUGCGACUGCCUCAGGGGAUGAUUGUAUCAAUAUUUUUGAACAGGAUAAUGUUACUGACGAGAAUCAACCAUCCUUUAUGUUGAUUGCAAAGCAAGAUAAAGCUCACGAACAAGAUGUUAAUAGUAUUUCAUGGCAUCCUUUAUACAACAUUCUUGCAUCAGCUUCUGAUGAUGGCAUUGUCAAAUUAUGGAGGUUUGUCGAAACAUAGUGAGUAUAUUUACUGCAUUCUCUGGGGAUGGUGUUUACGACUUAUUAGAAAGUCUUGCGAGGCUCACAGCUACUGCUGAGGUGCUUGUGUAUGUGGUGCAUAUUGCCGGCAAACGAAGCUUAAUUUCCACUUCACAAAGUCAAAUACUGACUUAAUUUUUAUGACAAUGCUGAAAUGGAAGACAAGCUUAAGAGAAGGAACUUAGAUAUACACUGUUGAAUUUAGGGAUAUGUAACAGGAAUUGACAGAUAAUAUUUCAAUUCUCUUGGGUUUUUUCCCACUUUUUCCAUGUGUUAAGUGUUUCGCACAAAGUAACAAAGAUAUUUUCAAAUCUUUGUUUUCUGAGUAGUAAUGAUACCAAACAAACCGGAGUUGACUCACAUUGCACUGUAUCAGCAAUAUUUUCUUGUGAGUCAAAUUAUUUUAUCCCUGAAGACAGAUGUAACAGACUUGAAGUGAUUUCAAAAUAAAAAUUCAAUCUUAGUAAA
Xenia sp. Carnegie-2017 is the source of this 1656-nucleotide messenger RNA. Its product is annotated as probable cytosolic iron-sulfur protein assembly protein CIAO1 homolog. Gene Ontology annotation, molecular function: protein binding. Gene Ontology annotation, biological process: iron-sulfur cluster assembly. Gene Ontology annotation, cellular component: cytosolic [4Fe-4S] assembly targeting complex. The coding region runs from base 194 to 1168 and encodes 324 amino acids. The transcript is spliced from 12 exons. Lineage: Eukaryota; Metazoa; Cnidaria; Anthozoa; Malacalcyonacea; Xeniidae. The record is from RefSeq and is a predicted model, not a curated record.